Molecule: messenger RNA, 2853 nt
Organism: Dermacentor albipictus
Lineage: Eukaryota; Metazoa; Arthropoda; Arachnida; Ixodida; Ixodidae
Source: RefSeq, a predicted model, not a curated record
GCCCGAGAUGUGGCUCGAUUCAUGUUUCGGAAGUGUGCAGACACAAGAAAGCGACGUGCUACAAGUGCGGCAGGAAGGGACACCUGGCAAGGAUGUGCUCUAGUGGUCGCGCUAACCCCUCAGGCACGUACGCUGUGAAAGAGCUAGACGGCAGUGACGAAAGCGGAGAAGAAAUGCUCUACGCUUUGGUGACUCACAGCUACAGUAGUAACGAGUCCGCACGGCCAUUCGAAAGGGAUUUCAUCUGGGAAGGCCGAAAACUGCGCAUGUUGGUGGAUACAGGAUCCACUAUCAGCGUAAUUCCAAGGACGGUAUUCGAAAACCAUCGCGGAUGGUGGCCGACACUGGAGAAAACUUCACUGCGGCUGACAUGCUUCCUGGGGCCUCUACCGGUCCUUGGCCGAGUGGCCAUGAAAGUCGAAUGCGAUAAUACGCAAGUAGACAGCUCGCUGGUGGUAGUGGAUUGCGACGGGCCUCUGUUGUGCGGCCGGAACACCAUCCAAGCCUUUCGGAGUGCUGGCAUACCGCUACUGGAAGAAUGCGCGCCGCAGAGCGUAAAUGUGGUUCACUGCGACGCAGCGACAGCGAAACUUUUGGCUAAAUUUCCAGAAAUUUUCGAGGAGAAGUUGGGGUGUUGCAAGGGGCCGCCCGUGAAACUACACAAAAAGGAGGCCGCUGUACCACGCUUUCUCAAGGCUCGACCAGUGCCGUACGCGCUUCGGGAAAAGGUGUCUGCCGAAAUUGACCGCCAAGUACAGGAGGGAGUGCUUUCACCAGUGAGAGUUUCCGAGUGGGCUACGCCCGUCGUGCCCGUAGUGAAGCGAAACGGUGAUAUUAGACUGUGCGGCGACUUCAAGCUAACCGUUAAUCAGGCGACACAUCUGGAACAGUACCCGUUACCGAAAAUUGAGGACAUCUUCGCAUCUUUGUACGGGGGGGAGUUGUUCACCACUUUGGAUUUGCGGCAUGCGUAUAAUCAACUUCCACUGGACGACGAGGCACGAGAAAUGGCCGUGUUGAACACGCACAAAGGGUUGUUUGCAUACAACCGCCUCGCGUUCGGAAUUGCAUCGGCUCCGGCUUUGUUCCAGCGCCGCCUCGAGUCCGUUCUGCAAGGCCUGCCGCGCGUCAAGGUGUACUUGGAUGACAUCAUUAUAGCCGAAAAGCAGAACGACAACUCAACUCUCCGGCAAGUCUUCGAGCGGCUGCGCGACAAUGGACUCAAGUUGAACCGUGACAAAUGCAGGUUCCGCGAGAAGCAAGUUUCGUUUCUGGGCCACAAGAUCGACGCAACUGGCCUGCACCCUCCUGAGAAUAUGGAAGCCAUCACCGACGCACCAAGGCCGGAGACGGUGAGCCAGCUAAAAUCCUUUUUGGGAUUGCUCACUUAUUACGCCAAGUUUUUACCUAACCUUGCAACCACGUUAGUCCCACUCUAUAGGCUGCUGGCUAAAGGAGUUCGAUGGCAAUGGCAAGCCGAACACGAGAAAGCCUUCCAGGCAGCCAAGCGAGCUAUGGUGGCAGCGGAACUACUCGUGCACUACGACCCCGAAAAGCCGUUGCGGCUUGAAUGCGAUGCCUCGCCAGUUGGAGUUGGCGCGGUGCUGUCACACCGAAUUGGGAAUACAGACUAUCCCAUAUCGUUCCGUUCGAGGGCACUGACACCUGCUGAGCGGAAUUACUCGCAAUUGGAGAAAGAAGCAUUGGCUUUGGUGUUCGGCGUUACUAAGUUUAGAGAUUACCUGUUGGCGAAGCAUUUUACUCUGGUGACGGAUCACAAACCAUUGACAGGACUGUUUCACCCGGAGAGGCCGAUACCGCAAAUGGCAGCAGCGAGAAUUCAACGAUGGGCAUUGCUACUGUCGGCUUACCAUUAUGACCUCGAGUACCGCCAAGGACAGCUAAAUGCUAACGCAGACGCUCUCAGUCGCCUUCCACUGCCGUGCUUAGGUGACCGAGGAGGGCAAGAACCCAUGGAAUACGUGCUUUAUACGCGGAGCCUAAAUUCCAUGACCCUUUCCGCUCAGCACUUAGCGGAACUGAGCCGAUCGGACGAUACGCUGCAUCAGAUCAGGGGGUGGAUCACACAUGGCUGGCCGCGGCAGUUAUCGGUAGCACAGCAACACCUGAUGCCGUACUUUUCUCGCCGUAACGAGCUCACGGCCUGUCACGAUCUGCUUUACUGGGGCCAUCGAGUAGUGCUGCCAGACGCGGCGCGACGAUGCAUGCUAAAGGAACUGCACGAAAGUCACCCCGGUAUCAGUGCCAUGAAGCGCACAGCGCGAGCGCUUUUUUGGUAUCCUGGACUAGAUAGGGACAUCGAAGUGUUGGUUAAGAGCUGCCCUCAGUGUAUACAAUGUUGGCCCAUGCUGGCUGCGGAAGUUCCGUCUCCAUGGCCGGCGAGCAACAAACCAUGGUACAGGUUGCAUAUGGACUUCGCGGGCCCCAUCAGUGGCUUCCAAGUUUUUGUGUUGGUGGAUGCCGAGACGAAGUGGAUUGAGGCCAUACCUUUGAAGACCGCCACAGCGGAAACGACCAUUCAAGUACUUCAAGGAAAGCCACGUGAAACACAUCAGAACAGCCCCAUACCAUCCUCAGUCAAAUGGUUUGGCGGAACGGGCUGUACGGACAGUAAAGGAAGGGCUUCGGAAGAAUCCGGCAGGUACAUUGCAGGAGCGACUAAUCAAGUUUUUAUUUCGUUAUAGAACGACACCAUUGGAAGGGGGAAAAUCGCCCGCCGAACUGCUGUUGGGCUUCCGUCCCCGAACCAGGCUGACAGCUUCACUGACAGACAAAAAGGUGGCAGAAAAUGAUUGUUCCGGUGAACCUGUUCUAGGAGCAGCAACAACACCA